Messenger RNA from Vombatus ursinus (common wombat), 1861 nucleotides. It is a transcript of the gene AP5S1, whose product is annotated as adaptor related protein complex 5 subunit sigma 1. Lineage: Eukaryota; Metazoa; Chordata; Mammalia; Diprotodontia; Vombatidae. Gene Ontology annotation, biological process: endosomal transport; double-strand break repair via homologous recombination. The transcript is spliced from 3 exons. Bases 310 to 912 code for a protein of 200 amino acids. Gene Ontology annotation, cellular component: AP-type membrane coat adaptor complex; cytosol; lysosome. The record is from RefSeq and is a predicted model, not a curated record.
UGGUGAUAGUAUCCCCAUUUUGCAGAUGGGGAACCUGAAGCAGACAGGGGUAAGUGAUCUGCCCGAGGUCACACAACUGGUAGGAUUUGCAUCUAGAGCUUCUUGACUAUGCACUGAGAGCAUCACCAGGCUAACCCCGGACGGACGCCUUCCUUUUCUUGAUGCAGACAAAGGUGCCCUUAACCUCCUUGGCCACCACGUCCCACUUCUGAGUCAGAUUGAGACCCCACGAUCUUUUGUAGACAAGCUGCUGCCUGGCCAUGUCAGAUUGUCCUGGGUUCCCCUUUUAGGACGAAGCUUCCAGACACCAUGGUCCAUGCGUUCCUGAUCCAUACGCUGAGUACCCAGGCCCCUGGGGAUGCUGCCUUCUGCCGAGUGCUGUACUCUCGAGUAUUUGGGUCAGAGAGGUCACCGGAUGACCCCAGGCCUCACGGUCCAGAGAGGGACAGACUGCUCAGGAAGGAGCAGCUAUUGGCCGUAGCAAGACAGGCAGAAUCAGCGUGUAAGCUGCUGCAGCAGGCGUCGGGCCGGCCUCCCAUGGAUCUGCUCCCCCAGUCCUCUGAUGAGCCCAUCCCCCUGCACGAUGCCCCCUUAGGGGUCUUCCGCCUUCGGCCUGGGGACCCUUUCCAGGAAGCCAAGGUCGCCGUGUGGCUUGGGGUCCUGUCGCUGGGCUGUGUCUUGGUUUGUGAACCCCACGAGAAUCUGCUGCUGGCUGAGAGCACCCUGCGCCUGCUCGCCCGCCUCCUCCUGGAUCACCUGAAGCUGCUCUCCUCGGGCAGCGACGUCCUCCUCAGAGCGGACCGCAUCGAGAUCAUCCUCAACCACUUCCUUCCGCAGGGCCAGCUGCUCUUUCUCAAUGACCAGUUUGUUCAGGGAUUGGAGAAAGAACUGAGUGCUAGCUUGUCCAGGUGAGGGCCUCCCAUGAGCUGGCCAGGCCAGGCCUGGGGCCGAGAGGGGGCCCUGCCGAGGCAGGCCAUUCCACUCGGUUUGGGGUACAGAAGGUGGCAUUGCCCUAAGGGCCCCUGCAAGGAUUGACCGCUGGGUCUGGCUUGUCAGAAGAAGCAGUGUUUCUGAGAACCCAGAGUUCUCUGUCUCCGCUCACUCUGCUUCCUGAGGAGAGCUCUCCCCUCUGGCCCCACGCAGGUCUUGGCUGGCUCAUUGCCCUUCAGGUUGCUCCAGUCUGGGCUUGGGUUUGAAUGGAGAGACCGAAGCCACCACAUGGUUCCUUUACUGUCCCUGGAUACAAAUGCAGACACUGUCGCAAGAUGCCCAGGCCACCCAGCAUCAGUGAUGCCUUCUAGGCCCCUCUCCCGUGCCAGUCAUCACGGGCAAUAAUAUGUUUCAGUCCUCCAUCCACCGCGUAUCUCUACGUUGCUUUGAGUCACCCUUCGCUGUGGUUUUUAUGACAAUACAGAGUUCCGGGAUUUCAAGCUAUGUCACAUUGCCAAGAGAAUUCUGGUAUGGAGAAGGUGUCUGGGUCAUGCAUCCUGUGUUGUGCCUCCCGGAAAUCCUUUUAGGGAGGGAUGCCCCGGUGAUUUUCUAAAUUACACCUGUGGAAGAGGUCCAUUAGGAAGUGUUCCCAGGGGUGACUUCUGUGGCAUUCAGGCCAUAGCAUGGGCUGACUGUAAGGGCUGGCCAAUGGUAGAAGGGAGAUAGUAGUUUUGGAGACCAUAGUUUUCACCACUUGAGUUUGUCUAACCUUGUAUUUUGUUUAUGCUUCCUGGUGUAUGUGUUAUAUUCUCUGAUAAAAUGUAAGCUCCCAGAGGACAGGGAAUGGUUUCAUUUCUCUUUUGCACCCCCGGGGCUUAGCCUUCUGCCUGGCAUGGAGCGGUGCUUAAUAAAAGUUUGUGGAUUGAUCGGC